AUGGCUACUGACAACUCCAUUACCAAAAACCAAAAGACUAAUAUAAUGGUUAUUACAGGAAAUGAUGAAACAUUUCAAAAUCUUCUCUCCAUUAUUCAAAAAUCAGAUAAUUGUGGUAAUUUAGCUGAUAUAACAAGACAUGUUAUCACUGAAACUGUUGAAGACAAAACAAAAGCAUCAUAUAAACGUCGUAGAACUGAUUUGACUUGUAACGAUCUAAAAUGUUUAACUAACACUAACAAGUGUGAUAUAAAAUUUAAAAACAGUCGUCGUAUAUGUCGACGUUGUCGACUUGAGAAGUGUCUGUCAGUCGGUAUGAAAUGGAAUUGUACUGCGGAUGAAAAGUUAAACAAGCAGCGACAGCUAGAGAAAAACAGACGAUCAACGAAGAAUGCAGUCACUACUCUUGCGCAGACAAAUUAUGCAGAUGUAUCUCUUGAGGAGAAUGAACAAUUGAUGAACGAACCAGUUAUAGCGCUGGAGCCGCAAAAAAUUCCUGAGUUCGAAUCACUUACUGGACAAGAUCGUUUCGUAUUAGUUAAAUACAAUUCUCCUUUGGUAUUUAUCAUGCGUCUAUGUCUGAUUUACGAUGCAGAUAGAGAUCUCGUAAUUGAUUCAGAAACUGAAAGUGAAGAGUAUGCUAUCGCUUGCAGACAACUGUCGUGCUAUGGCUAUGGAGAACACUUGGAUUUACAAUCAAAUCAAUUAUUUCGUUCGAUCAAGAAGAUUACUGACGAGGAUCCAGUUAUUUUGCAGCUGUUGAUGGUUAUAAUGAUAUUUACCAGAAGUAUCUCAGUUGACGAUAUUGUAGCGGACGAACAGCCAGCUCUUUUGAAUAGUAAACAAGUCUAUGAAGCUCAAUCAAUCUAUACGAGUCUACUAUUUCGCUAUAUGAUUGAAAAAUAUUCUAGCUAUUAUCAAGCCGCACGUCAAUACUCACAACUGAUACAAAAAAUAGUUCAGAUGCAAAUCAGGUACCGCAAAGUACGUAAAACAGGUGAAUAUUAUCAACAGGCUUGUAUAAGUAAAACGUAUGUUUUACACUGGGGAGCCGGUUUUAUUCGUUAG
Didymodactylos carnosus is the source of this 1068-nucleotide messenger RNA. Lineage: Eukaryota; Metazoa; Rotifera; Eurotatoria; Philodinida; Philodinidae. The record is from the annotation of a GenBank genome assembly.